AUCUAAUUGGUCAAGAGUCUCGUCGCUUAAUUUAUAUACUCUUUGAUGGCAACAUCGACCUGAGUGCUUUGUUGUCUUUGGUCUCUUUCAUUGUCAAACUCUGACAAAAUGACGAAGGGUACCUCAAGUUUUGGUAAGCGGCGUAAUAAGACCCACACACUAUGCCGAAGAUGUGGUAGAUCUUCGUAUCACAUUCAGAAAUCAAAAUGUGCACAGUGUGGUUACCCGGCUGCGAAACUCCGUUCUUACCACUGGUCAGUGAAGGCUAAGCGCAGGAAGACCACUGGCACAGGCCGCAUGCGUCACCUCAAGAUUGUCCGAAGGCGUUUCCGCAAUGGUUUCAAGGAAGGCAAACCUACACCUAAGAAAGCUGUAGCCUCAUCGUAGAUUUAUUGCCCAACAUCAAUAAAAACCUAAAAUCUAAA
Papilio xuthus (Asian swallowtail) is the source of this 425-nucleotide messenger RNA. Lineage: Eukaryota; Metazoa; Arthropoda; Insecta; Lepidoptera; Papilionidae. The record is from RefSeq and is a predicted model, not a curated record.